AUGAGAGCCAAAUACGAAGUCCCGUUCCUUUGGUCUCAAGCGCCUCAACGCCAAUCUCACUCCCCGCCUUGGGCUCAGCUGAGGAAGCUCCGUCACCUCCUCCAGGUCAACUGUCAUCUCUUGCUUGGUAAUGGUGAGAGCAACUUCUGGGAUGCAGACUGGACGGGGCUAGGCCCCCUCAGAGGCCUCCUUCAGAACAACCACCCCCCUUAUCCCCUCAAUCUGAAGAUCAAUCAGGUCAUGGGUCCUGACGGACUCCUCCAGAAUAAAUCUUUCCCGGCCUCCCUGCCAGCCUCUGUUCGUCUUCACAUCACUUCGGAAGGCAUGUCCCUUCGUCAGGGUGAGGACCGGAUUAUAUGGACUAGGGCUAGAUGGGCGUGGUACCCUCUCCUACCCCCCAAAAUUGCCAUCUUUUCUUGGAAAAUUCUUCACAAAGCAGUCCUGGUCGACAUCGGCGUCAAGAAUAAAGGUAUUCAAAUGGCUUUUGCCUGCGUUUGUUGCCAGUCCGAGGGUCGAAGCGAGGAAUCCCUCGACCAUCUUUUCGUCGGUAGCGAGCUGGCUUCUGCUAUGUGGUCCUUUUUCUCCUCCUCGCUUGAUGUUGAUUGUCUCCCCAACCAAUCGGCUGAUAUCUGGCUAGCGAGGAACGAGCAUCGGUUUGAAAACCGCCCUUUCAGCAUUCAGCAUUCCAUCAACAAGCUAAUUAACCCCCUCCCCACCUUUUCGGUGGUGAAAUGGAUCCGUCCUCCCAGGGGCUGGGUUAAGCUGAAUGUUGAUGGAUCGUCCAGAGGUAACACGGGGCUGUCGGGCAGUGGAGGAGUUUGUAGAAAUAAGAAGAGCGAGUUCCUGUUUGCUUUCGCUAUUGGUUACGGGGUGGGAUCGAACUUCAUGGCUAAGGUCAGGGCAGUGGUUGACAGCUUAAAGUUGUGCAAGGAUCUCGGCUAUUCAAACGUUGAGGUGGAGAGUGACUCCAUAACUGUCGUCAAUUUAUUCUCCAAUACAGGGAAAGCCCACUGGUUCGUCUGCUAUUGUAGGCACCAACUUGACAUCCUUCGGUCUGCUAUUGCCACCUCGAUUAAGCACAUCCCUUGGCAAGCAAAUGCUGUGGCAGACAGCCUGGCCCGGUGGGGUUCCUCUAACCAGCAGUAUUGGCUAUUCCAUUCAGCCUCAGAUCUCCCUUGUUCCACUCGUGGGGAACUAGUCCUGGAUAGAGUAGGGUUGGGGACAAUUCGUUUCUAG
Messenger RNA from Magnolia sinica, 1236 nucleotides. RefSeq lists its product as uncharacterized. NCBI's taxonomy places the organism in Eukaryota, Viridiplantae, Streptophyta, Magnoliopsida, Magnoliales, Magnoliaceae. The coding region runs from base 1 to 1236 and encodes 411 amino acids. Gene Ontology annotation, molecular function: nucleic acid binding; RNA-DNA hybrid ribonuclease activity. The record is from RefSeq and is a predicted model, not a curated record. The transcript has 3 exons.